Messenger RNA from Drosophila mauritiana, 1134 nucleotides. Its product is annotated as arginine-hydroxylase NDUFAF5, mitochondrial. Gene Ontology annotation, biological process: mitochondrial respiratory chain complex I assembly. The transcript is spliced from 3 exons. Lineage: Eukaryota; Metazoa; Arthropoda; Insecta; Diptera; Drosophilidae. Gene Ontology annotation, molecular function: S-adenosylmethionine-dependent methyltransferase activity. Gene Ontology annotation, cellular component: mitochondrion. The coding region runs from base 43 to 1044 and encodes 333 amino acids. The record is from RefSeq and is a predicted model, not a curated record.
CCGGUUGCUUAUUACAGCAUUGCUCUGAUCGAAAGUCGGAAUAUGUUAAGAAAAUUAACAAAACUAUCGACCCUAAAGGUCAGAUGUGAACUCCGCGCCCUAUCCUCACUCACCCAAACAUCGCAACAUAUAUUCGACCGCAAUGCCAAGAGAUUACAGAAGGAAAGAGCCGCACUCAGCGAAGAUGUCGGACUUUACGAUUACUUAAAAGAGGAGAUCGGCUUCCGCCUGGCAGACAGAGUAUUCGACAUUAAGCGGGAAUUCAAGGCGGCGGCGGACAUCGGAUGCAGUCGCGGCUAUCUGUCCAGACACAUCCUGGCGGAGAGUGUGGAGCAGCUGACGCUCACGGACACCAGUGCCACGAUGCUGGAGCAGGCACAGGGCACUCCGGGUCUGAAAAUGGUGAAACUGGUUAAGGACGAGGAGCAGCUGGAUUUUGAGGACAAUUCACUCGAUCUGGUCAUCUCUAGCCUGAGUCUGCACUGGGUGAAUGAUCUGCCCGGCUGCUUUGCCAGAAUUAAGCAGAGUCUGAAACCGGAUGGCGUCUUUAUAGCGUCCAUGUUUGGCGGAGACACUCUGUACGAGUUGCGCUCCUCCCUUCAACUGGCCGAGCUGGAGCGCAAAGGUGGCAUAUCUCCGCACAUCUCGCCCUUCACUCAGAUUAGAGAUAUUGGUUCCCUGCUAAAUCGCGCCGGCUUUACCAUGCUGACCAUAGACACUGAUGAACUGGUCAUCGGUUAUCCCAGCAUGUUCGAACUGAUGUGGGAUCUCAAGGGUAUGGCAGAGAACAAUGCUGCAUUCAAUCGACCCGCUCACCUGAGUCGAGAAACGAUGCUCGCGGCCAGUGCCAUCUACCAGGAGUUGUAUGCAAAGCCCAACGAGAAGGGCAUACCUGCAACCUUCCAAAUCAUCUACUUUGUGGGCUGGAAACCCGGUCCCAAUCAGCCACAGCCUCUGGAAAGAGGAACCGGUGAGGUGUCGCUCAAGGAUCUAGGUUCGAUUAUCGAAAAGGGCGGCAAGCUGGACACCAAAGCGGGGGAUUAGCUUAGCUUCAGUUGACAAUUUUAUUUGGAGACGUUGUUGAACAUAAUUUAAAUGAAAAUAUACAUAAUUCCUUUUGCUGAGAAACUUAAA